This is a messenger RNA of Corylus avellana, 2108 nucleotides long. RefSeq names its product Major facilitator superfamily protein. Gene Ontology annotation, biological process: monosaccharide transmembrane transport. Gene Ontology annotation, molecular function: monosaccharide transmembrane transporter activity. Gene Ontology annotation, cellular component: membrane. Lineage: Eukaryota; Viridiplantae; Streptophyta; Magnoliopsida; Fagales; Betulaceae. The record is from RefSeq and is a predicted model, not a curated record.
AAGUAUAAAAGAUUUUCCAUUUUUAUUCAAGUUUGGUUAUUUGAUUUAUCCCGAUAUAGGGGAAAGGGAGAAACAAACACAAAACUGAAAGAAAGUCAGUUAGGCAGGGAAAAGAAAAAGAAAGCAAACAGGCUGUUUGUUUGAUCUACUAGUUAGUAGUUGCAAGACGCAAGUGCUAUAGUUUUUAUUUAUUUUUGUUGGUCAAGGGAUAUAGUUUAUUGGCUAUAAAUUCGAUCUUUCACUUGGAGAACUUGGACUCGACGCUUCAGUGUUUUUGACUCCGAGUUUUGUUUGAACUCGAGAAAGGGAGAAAGAAAGAGCGGGGUCGGAAAAAAUGGCGGUGGGAGGUUUCGCCGUUGACGGGCCCGGGGGCGGCUUCAAAGGCAAGAUAACAGUUUCAGUUGUAAUCACGUGCAUCGUUGCUGCCUCCAGUGGCCUCAUAUUCGGAUAUGACAUCGGAAUUUCAGGAGGCGUAACAACAAUGGUGCCAUUUCUUCACAAAUUCUUCCCAUCAGUACUGAGAAAGGCAGCAGAGGCCAAAACAAACAUGUAUUGCGUGUUUGACAGCCAGCUUUUGACAUCAUUCACAUCUUCACUAUACAUAGCCGGGUUAGCAGCUUCCCUUGUAGCUAGCCGAGUCACAUCAGCAAUUGGCCGCAAAAACACCAUUGUCAUCGGUGGCUGCACCUUUCUUGCAGGUGCUGCCAUCAAUGGUGGUGCGGCCAAUAUUGCCAUGCUCAUCUUGGGACGCAUCUUGCUCGGCUUCGGCGUUGGUUUCACCAACCAGGCAACUCCCGUGUACCUCUCAGAGGUGGCGCCACCCAAAUGGCGCGGCGCAUUCAACACAGGCUUUCAAUUCUUCAUAGCAGUUGGGGUGGUUGCAGCCAACUGCAUAAACUACGGCACCGCUAAGCGCAGCUGGGGCUGGCGCCUCUCCCUUGGCCUUGCUGUUGUACCCGCCCUUAUCAUGACAACCGGCGCACUUCUUAUAUCCGACACGCCCAGCAGCCUCGUGGAGCGCGGCAAGUUGGACCAAGCCAAGAAAUCCCUCAUCAAAGUCAGAGGUUCGGACGCCGACAUCGAGGCUGAGCUUGCCGAGCUGAAAAAGUCGAGUGAAAUUGCCAAAGCCGCUCGCCGGGAGCCCUUCGUUACCAUAUUUGAGAGGCAAUACCGGCCGCACCUUGUGAUGGCAAUCGCCAUACCAUUUUUUCAACAGCUCACUGGAAUUAAUGUUAUUGCGUUCUACGCGCCGAUUCUUUUCCAGACUGUGGGCUUUGGUAGCGACUCCGCCUUAAUAGCCGCCAUUAUCCUCGGAUUGGUCAACUUGUGUUCAAUCCUUGUCUCCACAUAUGUUGUCGAUCGGUAUGGUCGAAAAUUUCUGUUCAUGGAGGGUGGGAUUCAAAUGAUCAUUUGCCAGGUGGCGGUGGCUUGUGUGCUGGCAGCUACGACGGGCGUUUCUGGCACGAAGCACAUCUCAAAGGGCUACGCUAUAUUAGUUCUGGUGCUAAUGUGCACCUAUGCUGCUGGUUUUGGCUGGUCAUGGGGCCCUCUAAGCUGGCUCAUUCCAAGUGAAAUAUUUCCGAUGAAGAUCCGGCCCACCGGCCAAAGCAUAAGCGUUGCCGUGAACUUCGCAACCACCUUUGUGCUAUCUCAAACAUUCUUAUCCAUGCUUUGCCACUUCAAAUAUGGCACUUUCCUGUUCUACGCCGGCUGGAUCGCUGUUAUGACCAUUUUUGUCUCAUUUUUCUUGCCGGAGACGAAAGGGAUCCCUUUGGAUUCAAUGGGUGCAGUGUGGGAGCGGCAUUGGUAUUGGCGCCGGUUUGUCCAGGGGCAGCCGGAGCUUUGAUUUGGCGUUGGAGGAAUGCUUGUGCUUACAUGUACAACAUUGUUGACAACAAGACAAAAAGGUUAUCCUGGUAAAUUGCUUAUGUUUGGAUUUUUACAAAAAUGUUAUAUUCAGGCUUUCUCUUACUUCCAAUUUGAACAAUUAACUCUAUUGCGAUUAAUAACAUCGAUAUAUAUAUAUUUUCACAAAAUUUCAUUAAAAGUUAACAAUUAUAUAUAAUAUAUUCUGUUAAAUGGGCUACCCUUCGAGCCCAAUUGGUUGA